Molecule: messenger RNA, 1890 nt
Organism: Aspergillus saccharolyticus JOP 1030-1
Lineage: Eukaryota; Fungi; Ascomycota; Eurotiomycetes; Eurotiales; Aspergillaceae
Product: AATF family protein
Exons: 3
Coding region: 64-1755 (563 amino acids)
Biological process (GO): maturation of SSU-rRNA from tricistronic rRNA transcript (SSU-rRNA, 5.8S rRNA, LSU-rRNA)
Cellular component (GO): nucleolus; nucleus
Source: RefSeq, a predicted model, not a curated record
CGCAAAUUCAGCUUCACCUGUUGGGAUCGCAUUUGCUUUUACCUCACAGAACACACAAGCAAAAUGGCGCCUAAGUCGCUGGCUGAACAGCUCGCUGAGCUGGAGGAUCCUACUCCUAAAGAUUUCGAUCCCGAGGAUCUCGAUCGCGGGGUGCAGAGUAGCGAUGAGGAAGGGGGCAAGGAUAUGGAUGCUGAUGCCGGGCGAGAGCAUUAUCAGGCUGUCGGCAAAGGAAAGCUGCGCAAACAGGAUCCGAUUGCCCUGGGGAAACAGUACGCUGGUUCCAAGGUUAGCAGGGAGGCGCUCGAGGCGGAGAGUGAUGAUGAUCCGUUCCAGGGAUUGUCUAGUGGUGAGGAGGACGAUGAGGAGGAUGAGGAGGAGGAGGAGCUAGGCAGCGAUGAAGACGACGAAGACAUCUCCGAGAGUGACAGCGAGGCGGAACCCCGCCGGUCAACGACCACCGGAAAGAAGGCCAGAAAGGAGGUCGACUUUGACGAGAUGGACACCGACGGAUCGGACGAGCUGGAUGGGUCAGAAGAUGAGGACGAGGAGGACGAGGAUGAAGACGAGGACGACUUCCCCUCCGACGAAGACGACUCCGACGCCUCCGAAUCCUCCGCCCCCGCGAAAUCCGACGACCGCGAGCAACUCCGCAAACUCAUGGCCUCGGACCAAAAGACCAUCGCGGCAACCAUCUCGCAAGCCGCCAAGGCCGACGCCGCCAAGGGCAAAGCCGUCAAGCAGCAGCGCGCCACUUUCGACGCCCUGCUCAACACACGCAUCAAGCUGCAGAAGGGUCUCACCGCCAUCAACCAGCUCACCCAGCAGCAAACCACCGAUGACACCACCACUACCACCGCCGCCGCCGAUGCAGACGCAGACACUUCCAGUUCGGACGGCGAAGCCAUCAAAUCCGCCGAAUCCGCCGCUCUCGCGCUGUGGUCCACGCUCGAGGACCUCCGGCUCGCGCUCGCCGACGCGCACCACGCCCAGGACGACAGCAAGAAACGCAAGCGGCCCGCUCCCGCCACGCCCGCGACCACCUCCGCCUCGCUCUGGACACGCAUGACCGCCCUAGAAGCGGAAUCAAUGGCGCAUCGCCGCGCCGUGCUCGACAAAUGGUCCCAGAAAGUCCGGGGCGCCACCGCCGCCUCCACCGCCAACGCGCGCGGCAAGCUCCUAGCCUCGUCCGGCGGCGCGGCGGCCUCGCAGAAGAUCUCGACCGUGCUGGACGCGCAGGUUGCCACUGAGACGGCUAGUGUCCGGGCUGUGAAACGCGCGCGCACGGGUGAUAGCACAACGGGUGAUGGGAGCAAGCCAGCAACAACGGAGAACGAACCGCUCUACGACGACACAGUCUUCUACCAGUCCCUGCUCCGCGAGCUGGUCGAGCAGCGCAUGUCCUCCUCCGACGCCAUCACCAACGGCAUCGAUACCCUGCACCUGCAGCUGCCCUCGCGGCUGUCCGCUGUGCACCCCGUCACCGGCAUGCGCAAGGACAAGGUCAAACGCGACGUCGACACACGCGCCUCCAAGGGCCGCAAGAUGAAGUUCGAGGUCCAUGAGAAGCUCCAGAACUUUAUGGCACCCGAGGACCGCGGCUCGUGGACCCGCCAUGCCCGCGAGGAAUUCUUCGCCUCGCUGCUGGGGAAUACGGCAAGUGGGUUGCUGCGCGAGGAGGAUGAGAGUGAGAAUGAGGGGGCGGAAGAUAGUGAUGUUGAUCGCGAGGAGGGUGGAUUGAGGCUCUUUCGGAAUUAGCUGAGGUGGGUGGCAUAGUGUAGCUUUCAAUAUGUUACGUGUGGGACUAUAGAGGGAGGUGAUAAAAGGUGUAUAUAUUGCAUCACGUUGAGUUGACAGAACAAAAGCCUCCGUUUAGCAUAUAUCCAUCUAUCU